GAGUGAGCACCAGCACAUACACGAUGGGGAGAGAGCAGAGAAUGGGGUAGAGAGCAGUACAGAGCUCCUUCACUGUAAAUGUUCUGAUUACAGUUUGACAUUGAGGAGUUGGUGUGAGAUCUGCCCUCAUUGUUGGCUGUUCUCCCCCGGAGCCAGGUCCCAGCAUGUCCACCCCCAAGAGACAAGCCCAGAAAAACACCGGCACAAAGUCAGAGGCCAAGAAAGUGGUGCAGAAGGUGAGGAAGGAGCGUGACGAGGCAUGCGUCAGGGAGGAGGCACUGAGGGAGAGACUGAAGGUGGUGGAGACGGUCAGCAGGACCCAGCUCCGAGAACUGAGGGACAAACUGAAGUACGUGAACGCUGAGAACAAGGAGCUGAACCUGGUGCUGAGCAAACUGCGACCUGGGCUGGAGCCUGAGGCCGGCCUGAGGGCGAGGGCGGGCAGAGAGCCUGGGCUGGGGAACAGAGCGGCGAGGGAGGCUUUGAAGGAGCUACAGGAGCGAGCCGUGCAGUGUUGGAUCCUGCAGGAGGAGAACGGCCGGUGCAGCGAGCGGAUGAGGGCUCUGAGCCGGGAUCUGGCAGAGGUGGCCAGCGCCAGGCAGGCAUUACAGGAGCAGCUGCAGGCGGCGAGGGACGAGCUGUAGAGCGUGAGCGAGGAGCAGGAGCGCUGCCUGAGGCUGUGGUAGGAGGUGCGGAGCCAGCGGGACCACCUGCUCACCCUGAACCAGCUGCUCCGGCAGGCCGCCUUCCACCAGCGCAACCACACGGCACACAAGA
Molecule: messenger RNA, 777 nt
Organism: Callorhinchus milii (elephant shark)
Lineage: Eukaryota; Metazoa; Chordata; Chondrichthyes; Chimaeriformes; Callorhinchidae
Exons: 1
Coding region: 165-644 (159 amino acids)
Source: RefSeq, a predicted model, not a curated record